This is a messenger RNA of Linum tenue, 918 nucleotides long. The record is from the annotation of a GenBank genome assembly. Lineage: Eukaryota; Viridiplantae; Streptophyta; Magnoliopsida; Malpighiales; Linaceae.
AUGAGAUUUCAUCCACACUCGUUUUGGGCUAGGCUACUGGACAUCCCCAUCCACUACUUCCAUCCGGUGGCCGUUAUGAAGAUUGGGAGCCGCAUUGGGAAACCUGUUCGUGUGGAUCAGGCUACGAGCACGGGAGCUAGGAGCGACUAUGCUAGGGUUUGUGUUCAAGUUGACAUUAAAAACCCCCUCCUCUCCAAGUUCACGAUUAAUGGGAAGAAGUACUUCAUACAGUAUGAAGGGCUUGAGAAAAUCUGCCUCCAAUGCGGGACGUAUUUUGACCGUGCCCGUUGCUAUUGCACUGCCAACAUGGAAACGGAGGAGCACAAUACGGAACCGGAAGUCCUCACUCCGACGGAACCUCACUCUGGCCAAGAUAAAGACGCUACCUAUGGGGGCUCACGGUAUAGGGUACUUGAUGUGGAAGAACCCAAGGGAACUCCCUCUGCUCCGACCCAGACAACCCGUGGCCCGAGUGAUACGACUGCUAAUGAGAUGAGGCAAGGCAAUGAGCAGACCCAGCAACCGAAGAAAGACAAGGCUUUGGGGGAGCAAUCAAAACGUGGGAAGCAGGGAGUGCCCGACCCAGCUAGACCGGAUAAGACUUUGGGCGUGGUCAGCUCAAGGAAGGCGGAUCAUCUUCGACGGGAGGGCACUGCCCUAGUGCAUGCUACUGCUCCCUUGACGUGUGGCUCUACCAUGCAUGUCCAUGAACGUCGGGACGAGACCACUGUUAAGGGAGUGAGUUUUAAUGAUGGGGAUGCAACUACCUCGGAUCCAGGCCACCUCACCAGACCGCCAGAUCCGUCCGGGGCCUCCAUACAGGAUCGAAUUCCCCCGGCUUCCCCUCAUGUGAAUACUACGUCCGAUCCGACUGUGAUACUGCAGGAGAACCCCAGCAUGGGGGACACUCCUGCCUAG